Molecule: messenger RNA, 1315 nt
Organism: Ochotona curzoniae (black-lipped pika)
Lineage: Eukaryota; Metazoa; Chordata; Mammalia; Lagomorpha; Ochotonidae
Gene: SLC35A3
Product: solute carrier family 35 member A3
Exons: 8
Coding region: 195-1175 (326 amino acids)
Biological process (GO): pyrimidine nucleotide-sugar transmembrane transport
Cellular component (GO): Golgi membrane
Molecular function (GO): UDP-galactose transmembrane transporter activity
Source: RefSeq, a predicted model, not a curated record
GAACCCGGAAACGCCUGAGCUGCACCGAGCUGGCAACAGCCACGGCGGCCGCGGCGGGAGGUGGCGGCGCUGCGGCUCGGCGGUCGCGGCGGACCCGGCCGGCUCGGCAGCCUGGGUCGCCCGGCGUGGCUGAGCCGCGGCCCCCUGUGCGGGCUGCCGGAGGAGCUGCGGGGAAGGCAAAUGAAGAGAAAACAAUGUCUGCCAACUUGAAAUACCUCUCCUUAGGGAUUUUGGUCUUUCAGACUACUAGCUUGGUUCUGACUAUGCGUUAUUCUAGGACUUUAAAAGAGGAAGGACCACGUUAUCUAUCUUCCACAGCAGUAGUUAUUGCUGAACUUUUGAAGAUAAUGGCAUGCAUUUUAUUGGUCUACAAAGAUAACAAAUGUAGUUUGAGAACACUGAAUCGAGUCCUGCAUGAUGAGAUUCUUAAUAAGCCAAUGGAAACUCUAAAACUUGCUAUUCCAUCAGGGAUAUACACUCUUCAGAAUAACUUGCUCUAUGUGGCUCUGUCAAAUCUAGAUGCAGCUACUUAUCAGGUCACAUAUCAGCUGAAAAUUCUUACAACAGCAUUAUUUUCUGUGUCUAUGCUUAGUAAAAAAUUAGGUGUGUACCAGUGGCUUUCCCUAUUAAUUUUGAUGACAGGAGUGGCUUUUGUUCAGUGGCCUUCAGAUUCUCAGGAGCUUGUUUCCAAGGAACUCUCAGCUGGCUCUCAAUUUGUAGGCCUCAUGGCAGUUCUCACAGCAUGUUUUUCAAGUGGCUUUGCUGGUGUUUACUUUGAGAAAAUCUUAAAGGAAACUAAACAAUCAGUAUGGAUAAGAAAUAUUCAGCUUGGUUUCUUUGGGAGUAUAUUUGGAUUAAUGGCUGUAUACAUUUAUGAUGGAGAAUUGGUAUCAAAGAAUGGAUUUUUUCAGGGAUAUAACCAGUUGACCUGGAUAGUAGUUGUUCUUCAGGCACUUGGAGGCCUUGUCGUGGCUGCUGUUAUUAAGUAUGCAGAUAAUAUUUUAAAAGGAUUUGCAACAUCUUUAUCAAUAAUAUUAUCAACACUGAUCUCCUAUUUUUGGCUACAAGAUUUUGUGCCAACCAGUGUCUUUUUCCUUGGAGCCAUCCUUGUAAUAACAGCUACUUUCUUAUAUGGUUAUGAUCCCAAGCCUGCAGGAAAUCCUACUAAAGCAUAGCCAAAAAUAUUAUGUAACUGGUUUUUCACGAUGGUGCACUAGAAAUAUCGACAUUAAUCUUGCAUGGAGGACUUCUAUAGAUUCUGUGAAGAUAUCAUCAUGCUAAAUUAGUUCCAAUUACUGAAAUGGUUUGACGGUUU